AAUGAGACAUUUAAUUUUUGUUAAGAAGAAUAUGACUGAUUUCAGUCUCACCUAACUCCUGCUCGAAAAUGAGGUGAUAACACGUGCCACGUCACCUUUCCCCCUUUUCGCAAACUAUAAAAUUUUGCGCGCCACCACCUCCGCCGUCAUCAACCACUCAAAAAUGCAGCUCCGCAGUCAAGAAACAGCCGUGAUCCGCCCCAUCAAACCGCCGUUCGAUCACGAUCACGUCCUCUCUCUUUCCCACCUCGACACCGACCGCAACCUGCUCGUCACCCUCCGCUACCUCCGCAUUUACCCAAGCACACCCCACCAACAAUCCGACCCUUUCCACGUCAUCACCGCCGCUCUCUCCGCCGCCCUCCUCCACUACUACCCCCUCGCUGGAACCCUCCGCCGCCGCCACUCCGACAGCCGCCUCGAGCUCCACUGCCGCGCCGGCGACGGAUUGCCGGUUAUCGGCGCCGUCGCCUGCUGCCCCUUGAGCGCCGUCGACACCGAAGCCGAUUCGUCUUUUGCGGAGCUGCUGGUGCCCGACCCGGACCCGGAAGAAGACCCGAUUCGGCCGAUGAUUCUGCAGGUCACCAGAUUCAGUUGCGGCGGGUUCGUUCUCGGCACGGCUGCUCAUCACGCGAUUUGCGACGGUUUUGGAGCCACGCUGUUUUUCAACGCGGUGGCGGAGCUCGCGCGCGGGUCGGGUGAGAUCGGAAUCAAGCCGGUUUGGGAUAGGUCCGCAUUGCUCGGGCCCAGGAACCCGCCCCGUAUUGAGUACCCAAUUGGUGAGCUCUUGAGCUUGGAUAAGGAUUUCUCGCCGUAUACGAGUUCGGGUAAACGGGUCGUGAAGGAGUGUUUGAAUGUGGAGGAGGAGUGGUUGGAUCGGGUUAAGGGGUUGUUGUACAAGCAAUCCGGGUUGAAAUUUACAACUUUUGAAGCGUUGGGUGCUAUUAUAUGGAGCACCAGAAUCAAAGCCGAAAAAGUCCCUGCAAACGAGAAAGUAACAUUUGCAUAUUCAAUGAGUAUCAGAAACAUAGUAAAUCCAAGUCUACCCGCCGGCUACUGGGGCAACAGCUGCGUCCCGAUGUUUGUACACCUGACGGCGGAGCAGCCCAUAUGGAAAAUCGCGGCCGCCAUCAAAACGAGCAAGCAGCACGCCACCGGUGAGUACGUGGCGUCGUACGUGGACUUUCAGGAGCUCCAUUACGGGGAAGGGAUCAGCGGCGGGAGGAGAGUGAGUGGAUUCACCGACUGGCGGCACUUGGGCCAUUCGACGGUGGACUUCGGGUGGGGCGGGCCCACGGCGGUGGUGCCGCUGUCGGCGCGCCUCCUUGGGAGCGUGGAGCCUUGCUUUUUCUUGCCGGGGAAGGAAGGGAGGGUGAAGGUGUUGCUGCAUUUGGAGGAGAGUUUGGUGUUGCCUUUUAGGGGAGAAAUGGACAAGUUGAUCAACUUAAUUAGCAAUGGACUCUUGUCCGCUAUUUGAUAGUCAUACUUUAAUAUCAUCCAAAUACUCACUUCAUUAGAAUACGAGGAUUUGUGUGUGUUUGUUGAAUACAAAAACUAAGCAAAUUGAAAGUGGUCAACUUUGAUAAUGUGUAUUAUAGAGAAAGUACAUCCAAUGGUUUGGAUGUUUUAAUACAAUUGUAUGUUUUGUAAUUUUGCUAAUAUUAACGUGCGUAAUGUGGAUUAA
Salvia miltiorrhiza (redroot sage) is the source of this 1684-nucleotide messenger RNA. Its product is annotated as spermidine coumaroyl-CoA acyltransferase. Bases 164 to 1477 code for a protein of 437 amino acids. NCBI's taxonomy places the organism in Eukaryota, Viridiplantae, Streptophyta, Magnoliopsida, Lamiales, Lamiaceae. The transcript has 2 exons. The record is from RefSeq and is a predicted model, not a curated record.